AUGGCGGAUUGUGGAGCUACAGGGUCGGCUUUGGAUCGAGUUGCACGAUCGCUCUUGGGCGGUUCCCAAGCUUCCGACGGCAAUAUUUCAAAGCAAGUGGCUUCGCUAAUGGGACACGCUGCCGCAACGGGAAACAUUGCGUUGUUGCAGACGCCCAUGUCACAGUCAGCACCGCGACAACUAACAAUGCCUCAAGCAUCUGUGGCUACGACAUUCACGGUGAAACAGCCUGCGCAAGCUUCGGCGCAGCAGCAACAACCGAUAGCAAUUGGGACUCCUUCGGAGCUGGUUUCUCAACAACCGUCAUUCUACGCCACUACGCAAUAUUCACAGCAUCAAAAUGAUGCUAUGAUUCUUCAACAUAAUUUUCAUCAGCAUCCAAUUAUGGCCAUGCAACAACAGCAGCAGCAAGUUAUGAUGCAAAUGGCCCAUCAACAGCAACAGAUGGCACAUAUGGUAAAACAGCAACAGCUUAUGAUUCGUGCUCAAAAUCAGGUAUCCGAACACCAUCAUCAUCGAAUAAGAGAGAGUAAUGAACAAAAAUCAGUCUCCUUGGACAAUUGGCAAAAUGGCGUUGACAAAGAAUUUGGGCAGCAAGUGUCCGAUAUGGCUCCAGUAGGAAUGCACGAGGGGGUGACACAAGGCGUCUCGAUGGAAGAAUUGGCGGCGGCAUGGGCCGAGGUUGCUGACGACAACAUUACGGUAGGACACGAUGGACUUGCACAAGGUGCUACAAUAGAGGAACUGGCAGCUGCUUGGGCCCAAGCCGAGGCCGAAUACGACUCCGUUGAUGCAGCUACCAAUCUUUGGAACGACACCAAUGAUCCCGUAUACGAGUUUCUCAACACGGAGAAACCGGAACGCGUGGAUCAGCAGGACUGGAUGGAGCAGGGAUUGCGAGAAUUCAAUGCAGGAAAUCUGAAAGAAGCUGUGAAAGCAUUUGAAAUUGAAUUGCAAUACUGCAAUGGAGAUAAUUCAGCGGCGUGGAAAAUGCUGGGUCGCUGUCACGCCGAGAACGAUAUGGAUAGAGAAGCCAUUGUGUGCUUGGAACAAGCUGUGGAUCGCGAUCCGUACUCUCCCGAAGCGCUACUAUUGCUGGGAGUGAGCUACGUCAACGAACUUAAUCAUGCCAAAGCACUAAAGAAUCUGAAAGCCUGGAUUACGCACAAUCCCAAAUUUGCAGGUAUGGAGCUGCAGGUAGAUAUGUACCGGGAUUCAUUGGUUGACCAAGAAUCAGCAUUUGACGAAGUACAACGACUGUUGGUACAAGCACUAGAGUACGAUCCGGUUGAUGCAUCAGACGUAUUGGAAGCCAUGGGAGUUGUGUACAACGUAAGUCGAGACUACGUAGCUGCUGGGGGUGCAUUUCGCAGGGCCCUAGACGCUCGACCAGACGAUUAUCAGUUAUGGAACAAACUUGGCGCAACGUUGGCAAAUGGAAAUCAAAGUCAAGAGGCUUUGCCGGCUUACCAUAAAGCAUUACAACUGAAACCAAAGUACGCAAGAGCGUGGUUAAACAUGGCUAUCUCCCAUUCCAAUCUUCAAAACUACGAUGAGGCAGCUCGGUGUUACCUUCAAACGUUGAGCCUCAAUCCUGCAGCGAUUCAUUGCUGGAGUUAUCUCCGUAUUGCGUUGUCCUGCUCGGAGCGCUGGGAUUUGAUUCAGCAUGCGGCAUCCCAAAAUCUUGAGGCGUUCAAAGAUCUUUUUGAUUUCGUCAUUUAUUCUUGA
Phaeodactylum tricornutum CCAP 1055/1 is the source of this 1728-nucleotide messenger RNA. RefSeq lists its product with no specific name. Gene Ontology annotation, molecular function: protein binding. The transcript has a single exon. The record is from RefSeq and is a predicted model, not a curated record. Gene Ontology annotation, cellular component: cytosol; peroxisomal membrane. Lineage: Eukaryota; Bacillariophyta; Bacillariophyceae; Surirellales; Neidiaceae. Bases 1 to 1728 code for a protein of 575 amino acids. Gene Ontology annotation, biological process: protein import into peroxisome matrix, docking.